AUGGCUGCCGAAUCUUUCCAAACGCGACUUCAAGUCCUCAAUCGAGAGGAGCCUUCCAGGUGGAAUUCGACCAGUUUAAUCAAGUUCUAUCUAUUGCUUCUUGCGCCGCUUUUGACAUCUACGGCGUGGGGAUUCGAUCUUUCCCUCACCAAUAGCCUACAAUCUGUUGAUCAGUUCAUGGAUACAUUCGGCAAUCCUCCCGGUUCACGAGUCGGCUUUUUUGGUGCAGCAACAUCUGUCGGUGGUAUCAUAGCAUGUUCUAUUGGUGGUCCACUCGUUGAGAAGUUUGGGCGGCGAGCUAUGUGCUCAGUCGGUGCUGGGAUCAUUGUUGCUAUGGCCAUUAUGGAGACAUUUGCCACCAGUUUCGCAAUGUUUACUGGUGGGAAGGUUAUACUGGGUCUGGGAGCAUAUUCUCAGCAAGUGGCAACUCCAGGCCUCGUUACUGAGCUCGCGCAUCCCAAACAGCGUGUCGCAAUCACCUCGUGA
Molecule: messenger RNA, 486 nt
Organism: Aspergillus affinis
Lineage: Eukaryota; Fungi; Ascomycota; Eurotiomycetes; Eurotiales; Aspergillaceae
Exons: 1
Coding region: 1-486 (161 amino acids)
Biological process (GO): carbohydrate transport; transmembrane transport
Cellular component (GO): membrane
Molecular function (GO): carbohydrate:proton symporter activity
Source: RefSeq, a predicted model, not a curated record